Megalops cyprinoides (Indo-Pacific tarpon) is the source of this 875-nucleotide messenger RNA. RefSeq names its product cyclin-dependent kinase 2 associated protein 2 (gene cdk2ap2). The transcript has 5 exons. Gene Ontology annotation, cellular component: nucleus; cytoplasm; microtubule. Gene Ontology annotation, biological process: negative regulation of G1/S transition of mitotic cell cycle; regulation of microtubule cytoskeleton organization. The record is from RefSeq and is a predicted model, not a curated record. Lineage: Eukaryota; Metazoa; Chordata; Actinopteri; Elopiformes; Megalopidae. Bases 421 to 756 code for a protein of 111 amino acids.
CUGAAUUUCGGGAGAGAGGAAGCGGCCGUCGUCCGAGAAGGACCGGUUAAGUACGCGGAGUCCCAGGGAUCGCGAGUGUGCGAUUGCAAACAAAGUGAAGAAGCGCACCUGAGGAAGCCGGCAGAGCGACUCGGAGCACCGGGAAGGAGCAGGCGAGCUACCCGACCAGACCGAUUGCCGAAUUACUGCCAGAAGUAAAACGAGAGACGGAAACAAUACAACUCCGAAGUUGGGGAACCGAAGUAGAGGAACCGGCGUUUGUGUAAUCGCAUACAGAGUGGACGGGACUCCAGGAAUUGAGAGAUUAGCCUAGCUUGCCGGCUCUAUCGAGAUCGAGGAGGACGCCGCGACAGAAACGCCGAAACCGAAAGGACAGACGGACGGAAACGUGGGACGCGCACAGGACGGAACGACCCGAAAAUGAGCUAUAAACCGAUCGCGCCCGCCCCCACCGGCUCCAACCACACCCCACCGGGAUCAAGUGUACCCUCUCCUUCUCUUCCUUCCUCGUCCACCUUCAGACCGGCGUUUAGCGACUUCGGCCCCCCUUCCAUGGGGUUUGUGCAGCCGGUGAAGGUCUCUCAGGGUUCCACCUACAGCGAGCUGCUGUCCGUCAUCGAGGAGAUGAGCCGUGAGAUCCGCCCUACCUAUGCUGGCAGCAAGAGCGCCAUGGAGAGGCUAAAGAGAGGUAUCAUCCAUGCCCGAACCCUGGUCAGAGAGUGUUUAGCGGAGACUGAGAGGAGUGCCCGCACAUAACGCCCCCGUCCUGGCCCCCACCCUCCCCAUGCUUGGACCUGUCCCACCCCCGAUCCCCCCGAUCCCAUCUCCUCUGACUCCCGCUGUCAGACCAAUAAAACAAGUCAAUGCUGGUAGUG